Megalobrama amblycephala (Wuchang bream) is the source of this 7670-nucleotide messenger RNA. It is a transcript of the gene nav1a, whose product is annotated as neuron navigator 1a. Gene Ontology annotation, molecular function: ATP hydrolysis activity. Lineage: Eukaryota; Metazoa; Chordata; Actinopteri; Cypriniformes; Xenocyprididae. Gene Ontology annotation, cellular component: microtubule cytoskeleton; axon initial segment. The record is from RefSeq and is a predicted model, not a curated record. Gene Ontology annotation, biological process: neuron migration; neurogenesis; nervous system development.
AGAACUCACAUGGUAGACACACGGUCUCCUCUUCUCUCUGUUCGCCUCUCUUCACUCGAGCACAAGCUCAUGACACGUUGAGGAACAUUGGGUUAGUUUGCUGUAGGCCAAAGUCAGUGCUCAGCAUCUGAUCUGGUGCCAUCAUGAGUGGAGGAGUGAAUGUGAAGAGUCUUCCACGAGCCCAGCCAGGCUCCGGCAUCCCUCUGCACAGGACCAGACUCCCCUCCCCGAAACCUGAGCCCAAGUGUACCAGCAGCAGCCUUCCGAGACCAUCCACACACAUCCCUGUUGGCAACAGAAGCCCCUGUAGUAGCAGCCCUACACCCGUCUCCUCCAAAGAUGUACUGAGGGACACCACCCUCAGAAACCAGCAUCUGCUUCUAAGAGGCAGUCCACCUAUUCAACGUUCUUCCACCAGUCCUCAAACACAGAUCCAGGACUCUAGAUCAGCCCAUAACAGUCCACAAGUUCGACGGAAAGUGUCCCCACUUUCAAGGGGUAAUCUGGAUGGGCCCAAGACUGAGAGUUUGCUUGACUUUCGGUCCAAUGGCAACAAGAACUUCCAGAGUGGGAUCUUUUGUUCUCAGACAGGACGAAUGGACAACGCUAACCGCUUGAUCUCAGAAGAACUCCAGUGCCACGAGGAGAGGGCUGCUUCUGGAAGCAGUCAAAGCAAGACGGGAAUCCCUUCGUUCAGAUUUAGUAACAAAAACUUGAGGCCUGGUCCAGCAGCUACUAAUGUAGAUACAGGUCUUCUCAGAGUCCAUAGAGAGAGAGUGACCCUGCAGAACAGUGCCUCCAGUAGCUUCUCAGAUGAGGAGAUGUGCACCCCAGAUGACCUCAGCCCGGAGGUCCCACAGAGAUCGCCACCUGAGGCUAUUGCAGUCGCUAAACAGGACGCCUCCAGUGUUGAAAUGCUCAAAGCCAAACAGACACCAAAGGUCAAUAUGGCGGCCGUUGCACCUUUCAGAUACAGGCUGCAGAUUCAGGAAGACGUAUCUCUGGAUGACUUCAGCGACUGUUCAUCUGACUCAAUAGAAGUCUGCUGUGAUGACCUUAAUACUGGAGGAAUGCUUGGGGGUAGCCCAAGAGGACAAGGAGUAGAUCUGGAGACUGAGGCUGACAAAACCUCCAAAGCCAAGACCCCUCAGGACCAGGCUGGUGCCAAAGGAGUUGGGGGCAUGGCUGCAAAAAGGGGCAAGUCAGGGCUCCCACAGGCUACUCCUCGGGCUGAGCUAAAGGUCUACAGAGCAGGAAACUCUGAGGGUCGUCUUCCAGUUCCUAGCAACCUGCGCAAGCAAAAGUCCUUGACCAAUCUUUGUGUGCUUACGGACGCUGAGAAGAAGAUGCACCUGUACCAGCCCAAGUGGUCAGAUGACAUGGAAAAGCCUGGGGCAGGUCAGAACAAGUCAGGCAAGCUCAAAGAUGCCGGAGGGGGUACUGGCAAGGGUAUACCUCUUUCCAAAAACCUUUCCAAGUCGGAACAUUCGCUGUUUCUAGGAAAGCCAAAACUUAGCCCACCUUCCAAGCUGGGGAAACCCAGUCGGAUACCUAAGGGUCCUUAUGCUGAGGUCAAACCCAUCAGCAAAGCUCAAGAGCUGGAAGAUGAUGGCAAGUCGGAUGAUGAGAUCUUGUCCAGCAAGGCUAAGGCUAAUGGUAAGAAGUCCGUGAGUGGUACCUCGGGAGCAGCCACCCCAGGAGGAGGUGGAGGGGGCAAAGAUGCACCUGAACCAGAGGAAGGGGACAAGACCUUCCUAAAGGUGGACCCUGAACUGGUUGUAACGGUGCUUGGAGACCUGGAGCAGCUUCUCUUCAGUCAGAUGUUGGAUCCCGAGUCCCAGAGGAAACGCACCGUUCAGAAUGUCCUCGACCUCCGGCAGAACCUGGAAGAUACCAUGUCCAGCUUACGGGGGUCGCAGCUCAGCCACAGCUGUAUUGAGAGCAGCAUGUGCUACGACAGUGACGAGACUAACGCCCGCAGUUUGUCCAACCGCUCCUCCCCUCUCUCCUGGCGCCAAGGCCAGUCCAGCCCUCGCCUGCAAGCUGGUGACGCCCCCUCCUCCGGGGUCACCACCCACUCCCUGCCCAUCCGAGCGUCGACGCAGAUCAGCCACCUGCAGCGCAUCCAGCUCAUCGAGGGCCUGGACGCCGCGGACGAUGACAUGGCUGACCUCAAGUCUGGUUACCUCAGCGACGGCAACCUGACGGGCAAGAGCCAACCAGAAGAUGAUGACGAUGAUGAUGACGUUGAUGUAGACGUCGAUGAUGAUGAUGAUGACCUAGCCAAUGGUUGGGAUGAAAGCAGCUCCAUCAGCAGCGGUUUGAGUGACGGUUCUGACAACCUCAGCUCAGAGGAGUUCAACGCAGGCUCCUCCCUCAACUCACUGCCAACUACUCCCAUUGGCUCCCGGCGAAACUCUGCCAUCGUGCUGCGCACUGAUGCUGAGAAACGUUCGCUGGUUGAAAGUGGCCUUUCCUGGUACAGCGAGGAGGGGAAGGCUCAAUUCCGGAACGAGGGAGGAUACGACACGGGCAGCCUUAAGGCCGAGUCAUCCAGCAAGUGGAAAAAGAGCAGAUCGCAGGAUGACACGGCAGUCAAGGGUGAACUGAGGAAACCCCAGACGCUUGGCCACCCACCCAGCGGACUGAAGAAGAGCCGUAACCCUCCAGUGGGCGUGACCUCACCCAUCACGCACACCUCACAGAGCAUGCUCAAAGUGCCAGGAGUUCCAAAGAACGAUCAGCGAGUUGUGGAUAAAGCCAAAAUGGCAGUGAAAACAUCUGGAUUACAGCGCUCUAGUUCGGAUGCAGGGAAAGAUCGUGGUGAGCACCGAAAACCUCCCUCCGGUCUUGUCCGUCCUUCUGCCGGCACGGCAAAUUCCUUCGGUUACAAGAAAACUGUUCCAACCACUGGCACUGCCACUGUGCUAACAACUGGUGGAAACGGAGACUCUGCAAUUGGGAACAAAACUCCUAAAACCUCUGGUAUCCCAGUGAAACCCUCUGCUGGUAGUGUAGGUGGAGGACGAAAGACCAGCCUCGAUGUGUCGAACUGUGAUCAAGGCUUCAUGGCUCCGAAUGCACGCAACAACAUCCAGUAUCGAAGUCUCCCAAGACCUGCUAAGUCUAGCACCUUGAGUCUGACGGGAGGACGGCCAGGCGCUCGCCCUGUCAGCAGCAACAUGGAUGCUGGUCUGCAGGGCCUAAAAACGGUCCCCACCCCAUCCAGACUGAAGGAACCAGGCAGUGUGAAGAGCUCCCAUCGGGCCAGUACAGGAGGGUGUGGUCCAGUCAACCAGACGGACCGUGAGAAGGAGAAGGCCAAAGCCAAGGCAGUGGCGUCUGACUCUGAGUGUGGCGGAGGGGGCUCGCUCAAGAACGGCACAGACACCAACACAAGUGCGCUAGAGCCUCCUUCCAAGCUACUGGGACUUCGGCAACCAUCCAGCCUGGGCAAAUAUUCAGAGCUACCCUCUCCCAACUCUCAGAGGCCCUCCAGUGCCAGAUCUCUGCCCAAACCUGCUCACCUAGACAAAGUCAACUCCAACAGCCUGGACUGUGGGAUAAUCAAUGUGGAGGACCAGCUUCCUCCCAAAGUGCCACCCUUCUCCAAAUUACAAGAUCUUUCAGGAAUUAGCAGCUCAAGUUGUCUGACCCCCAGCCCGGCUCCCAUUCUUAACGUCAACUCCUCCGAAUGUUUCUCCAGCGCCACCGUGGGCCGAGGGGGCAGUGCUGGUGGAUCUCCCUCACUCUACCCCCGUCUCUCUGGGCUGCAUCGUAGCAUGGAGUCCUUGUCUCUACAGAUGAGCGUGUCUCCAGCAGGUGGCGGUGUGACGGAGCCCAGGCCCAGACAUGAGGACAGAGGGACGCUUGGUGGCUGGUCAACAGGAAGCAGGGUCUCACUCACUCUCACAACAGACAGCUCACAAAGAGACAGAAAUACUCUCCCGAAGAAAGGCUUAAGCCAGCACAUCUCCUCGCAGGCUGAGGAGGACAACAAAGAGAGACGUCACUCUCACACCAUCAUGAGCUUGACGGAGACGAGCAGUCCGCCACAGUUCCCUUCACCCAUACUGACAGGAAAAAUGCCGCUGACGAGCAUCAUGACACCAAGUCCCACCUCAGGAACGCCAAGGAUGACCAGAUCCAACAGCAUUCCCACUCAAGAGGCCAGUUUUGAGCUGUAUCAGUCCUCACCGCUGGGCAGCACCCUAUCGCUUGCUGAGCGACCCAAGAGCAUGAUCCGAUCCGGCUCCUUCAGAGACAGAGAACCCGGCGAUGACGUUCAUGGCUCGGUGCUCUCACUGGUGUCUAAUGCCUCCUCCAGCUACUCCUCGGCUGAGGAGAGAAUUCAGGGCGAGCAAAUCCGUAAGCUGAGGAGGGAGCUGGAAUCUUCACAGGAGAAGGUGGCCAAUCUGACCUCACAGCUGUCUGCUAAUGCCAACCUGGUGGCAGCGUUUGAGCAGAGUCUGGCCCUCAUGACCUCUCGACUCCAGUCCCUCUCUGUCAGCGCUGAGCAGAAGGACACUGAGUUAUUGGACCUGAGAGAAACAAUCGAGAGCCUUAAAACCAAGAACAUGGAGGCACAGGCCGUCAUCCAAGUCGCCCUCAAUAAUCCUGAUGUUGCCCCCAAAGAGUUGCGAAUCAGGAGGCAGAACUCAUCCGAGAGCAUCUCUAGUCUGAACAGCAUUACCAGCCACUCCAGUGUGGGCAGCCUGAAAGACGAUGCCAAGAAGAAGAAGAAAAAGAGCUGGGUCUGUGAGUUGAGAAGCUCUUUUGGCAAAGCGUUCAGCAUUAAGAAGGGUGCUAAAGGCGGCUCGAUGUACUCUGAUAUUGAAGAGAUCGCCACUCCAGACUCUUCUGCCCCCAAUUCACCAAAACUGGCCCAUGAAGAUGGAGAGAACCCACCCCCUUCCCUCCAAUCCAGCCAAUCAGCCACCUCCUCUGUGAUAUUUGAAAGUAACGAGGAAAACGAGAGUGAUGAAAAGGUGGUUUCGGAGCUGCGGUCUGAGCUGUGGGAGAAAGAGAUGAAAUUGACGGAUAUCCGGCUUGAGGCGCUGAGCUCGGCCCACCAGCUGGAGCAGCUACGAGAGUCCAUGAACAACAUGCAGAUGAUGGUGGAGAACCUGAAGGCAGAGAACGACCAGCUGAAAACAGGAAGUGCUCCGUCUUCCCUUGUCCUCCCUUGCGGCCCACCUUCUACUUCCACUUCCCAGCCCUCUGGCCUCGCCAGCCUCCUGAACUCCAACCAAAGCAAACCAACCAUGAGCCUCACCAAGUCCUUCAGCCUCAGCCUCAAUGAGUGCUCCAACCCUGAUGUUGCUCCUAUGGAGUUACUGAGCCUGUCAUCUCAGAGGGACGGGGUCUUUACACGUGUGGUGGUCCGUAUAGCUGACCAGCAAGUGUCCAGAGAGCAGGUGAGGCAGCAGGAUUUCUACAUCGGCUCGGUGAGAAUUCAUGGGAAAACUGAGUGGUCGACGUUGGACACAGACAUCGCCACAGCUUUCAGGGACUACAUUUCCCAGGUGGAUCCCAGUGCGAGUAUGGGUCUGUCUGUCGACUCUAUCCACAGUUACGGUAUUAAUCAGAGCAGGAGAGUGCUUGGAGCUGAGGCCCCUGAAAGUUCGCCCUGUGACUGUUUAAAAAAGGGUCCUGGACUCGUCACUGUCACCCUCAAAGGUUUUAAGGAGAAGGGUGUGGAUAGUCUGGUGUUUGAGACACUCAUCCCCAAGCCCAUGAUGCAGCACUACAUAAGUCUGCUUCUGAAGCACCGGCGGCUGGUCCUGUCAGGCCCCAGUGGCACCGGGAAGACCUAUCUCACAACCCGUCUGGCUGAGUACCUGCUGGAGAGGAGCGGCCGUGACCCUGGCCCCGGCCUUAUCACCACCUUCAACAUGCACCAACAGACCUGCAAGGACCUCCAGUUGUACCUAUCUAAUCUGGCCAAUCAGAUUGACCGUGAUUGUGGCGCUGAGGACAUUCCACUGGUCAUUAUCUUGGAUGAUAUCAGUGAUGCGUCCUCUAUCACUGAUCUGGUCAACAGUGCGCUGACAUGCAAAUAUCACAAAUGUCCGUAUGUCAUUGGAACCACCAAUCAAUCUGUUAAGAUGUCAUCAAAUCAUGGCCUGCAUCUCAGCUUUAGAAUGGUCACCUUCUCCAACAACGUGGAGCCUGCAAAUGGGUUCCUAGUGCGUUACUUGCACAGGAAGUUGGUUGAGACGGAAGAUGAAAGCACAGUUCACAACGCUGAGGUGCUGAGGGUUCUGGACUGGGUGCCUAAACUCUGGUACCAUCUCCAUACCUUCCUGGAGAAACACAGCACCUCAGACUUCCUCAUAGGUCCCUGCUUCUUCCUGUCUUGUCCAGUAUCUUUAGCAGAGUUUCGCUCCUGGUUUAUUGACCUCUGGAACCAGUCCAUUAUUCCUUAUCUUCAGGAGGGAGCUAAGGAUGGUGUGAAGGUCCACGGUCAGAAAGCAGCAUGGGAGGAUCCAGUGGAGUGGGUGAGGGAUACGCUGCCCUGGCCUUCAGCUCAACAGGACCAGGCCAAACUCUUUCAUCUCCCUCCGCCAACCACUGGCCCCAACACUGCUCCAACACUCCAGCAGCCCAGUGAUGAUAGGUCCAACAAGGACACGUCCCUUCCCACCAUGGAAUCUGAUCCACUGAUGGCAAUGCUGCUGAAACUCCAGGAGUCGGCCAACUACAUUGAAUCUCCGGAACGGGACAUUUCAGGCAAUCCCACUUUCUAGGUUGAGCUAAAGUACUUGAGAGCUCCCUAAUGGCUAGUGCUGUUUCAAAACACUGUUCUGUACAGCUGAUUUGCACCUCCUGUCUCCUUCAAAAGGUUUAUGAGAGUCAAGGAACUCUCAAGAACACCCAAGUCAAGGCAGACAAAACUCUCAGUCUGAAAGAAGAACAGAAGAACUGUUCCUGCCAGAUCUAAGCGAGAAUCGUUUUUUGCACUGUUGUCUUAACCAGUCCUUCCUUUGCUUAUCUAACCUGCAAGUUGCAUGGCAAAACUUGCAACUGAGGAUUGUGAAGAUUGGAUGAUUGUGAAGAUGAGAUGUUCUUGUCUACUAUACUGGGAACAAAAUGUGCUUCAUAUUUGUUCAAUUUACUUUUGUUGUAGGUGAUAUCUGUCCAUAUGGACCAAAAAUCUAUUUAUUCUUAUUUGCAAGAGUACCGACACUCCAUCCUCAAGAUCCAGUCACCUGAAUCCUGUACACAAAGGUGCGGUUACAUUUAGACCAACUUGUGUGGAUGCAAAAUCUAAUGUACAAGAUGGUGCUUAGAAUUCAGCCUUAAAUGAUGUCCCUCCAUAUAUCAUAAAGUCAGUUUCAUAGCAAUUUGAAAAUAACUCUAUAUUACCUCAGUUUGCAUAGUGAUGCAGUUUUAAGGUGCAGUACAUACCCAUAACCAGGUUGCAUUUAUUCCUAUCAAACAUGCAGACAUGAAGCAGACAGAUGUAGACUGUAGAUCUCUGAGAGGAUGCACUUUGAUUUGUAGCUUUUAAGCAAGAGCACUGACUGACUGUUCAAACUCGAGGGUCGUUCACUCUAAUGGUGGUUUGCAGCGGCAAAGCAACCAGAAGUCAUUCUUUUCAAUGAGGUGGCAUGAGCGACAGACUGUUGCCGAUGGACAAAGUUGAGUUUAACUAUAUGCAAAUGUGA